GGACUAGCCACACCUCCAACACUGAGGGCUCAAAUCAAAGGUCACUUCAAUAAUUUCAGAUUCUCCUGUUACACUUCGCCGGUGCGACUUAACAGCAACACACCACACAUAAAGCCAGACAACAUUAGACCACUUGAAUAUACUGUAUGAAUGAACACCACACAUACUAAACUGUGAGCCAUGUCCAGAGUCGAGGCUUUUGAGGAUCCUGACCCCCGUUCCCAGCUCAAGGAAUUCCGCACGGACAUCUCCAUGGUGAUUGAUGAUCCCUUCCCACUGCUCUAUGGGUUGGUGGACCGCAGCAUCAUCAGCGACCAAAUUCUGAAGGAUACCCUGGAGAGGGAGGGCAGAGAGGGGAUCCACAAGGCCAUGUACUCCCUGCUUUCCUGGCUCCUGGAGCAGAGUAGGACCACCAUCCAGGCCUUCUGGACCAACCUGGCCAAGGACUACAACCAGCACAGCUACCCAAGACUGCAGGCCCUCCUGACCAGCAUUCAACCAGGUAGGGAGAUGGUGGGCUCCAAGCAGGGGAAGAGAUCCCCACGAGGGUCUCGAGAGUCCCACAGCAGGAAGAGGGGCCUGGGGGAGAGACACCCUCAUCACCCUCACCACUCUCAGCACCACGGAAAAAUAUUACUGUGCUAUUACCAUGUAGCAGGUGUCCAGGCGGUGUCCACCUCGGUCCAGAGGGCAGUCACUCUGUCGUCCAGUGAGCUGCCGGUCAGCUGUGGGGCCAGAGAGGAGAUCCUCAUCAAACAGGUGUUUGGAUCUGGAAGUGCCAAAAAGUGCAUUAAAGUGGGUGGUGAGUAUUACACCUCUGGGCCAUUCGAUGAGCUGACUGGAGGACACAAGACAAAGUCUGCAAAUACUAAAUACCACCACAAGGAGGAGUCCAGCACCAGGGUUAGAGACGCCCAGCGUAAUGAUGAUGAGUGUGCAGUGUGUAAAGAUGGAGGUGAGCUCAUCUGUUGUGAUGGCUGUCCCAGGGCCUACCACCUGACCUGCCUAGACCCUCCCCUCACCACAAUACCAAGUGGCACUUGGCGCUGUCAAUCAUGCCAUAGCAAUAAGGUGAGAAGAGAGAGAAUCUACCCAGUACUACCUGUUCAGCCCUUGGCUCAGAGCCAGUUGACAGAGACCAGCUCCAGUAACUCCACCAUCGACUUCUCCUUCUUCUCUUCCUUAUCCUCCACCUCUCUCUCCGGCGUCACCACAACCAAGAGCGGUCAGGUCUGUGCAUAUCAGUGUGCAGGUGGCGAGGUGGUGGAGGUCAGGGAGACGUGUGGGGUUUGCCUCCUCAGUGGAGGAGACCUGACCCUCUGUCUCCAGUGCCUACAGAAGUACCACACCUACUGCCACUUCCCAAAUGGGAGGUCCGUCUGCUCCUCCUGCAGUAGGCCCUGGGGCAGCUCAACAGACAGAGAGGCGGAAUCCAAGAGCUUACAGGUUGGUCUGACUCCACACACUCAGGAGCACACCUCUCUCUCAGAGCCCAUCCUACACAAGGAUGAACUAGACUCCAUCAUGGGAGAGAGCUCCAUAGAUGGGAUCCUGCAGUGGGCUUUCCAUAACAUCUCCAGGCCUCUCUCGGACACUCAGGGCUACUUCCAAUGACAUACACACGCACACAUAACAAGCUCAAAACACAUGUUAUGAUCUCACACAAACACAAUCCCACUCUCUUUUUAUCUCUCUAUCUCUCUCCUCCUUAAAAGAAGGAUCCACAGUUCAACAUAACAGAUGAUUUCAUUUCUAUUGCUCCAGACACUGAGAAUGCCUCAGUUCUAGAAUUUCUUGAAGACCGUCACUUAGCUCAGGAAUGUUGUUUUUGUACAUUUUCAGGAGUUUAGCAUAACUCCACGAGGGAUGCAGUGCAAUGGGCGUUUAUUCUCGACGGGACAUUAAAGAAACCGUCUCCUAGCGGGGGCUCACUUCUCAUAGGCUAGAAGUCAUGUAGUAAAUCCGGGACACUCAAAUGAAUAUGAUAUGUUACGUUUGGUACGGUUACUUAAUUAAGGCUAAAAUGAAAGUGGUCGGUCGGGGUGGAUGGAUGGACACAUAAGCAAACGUCUAGCAAACCAAAGGUUGCGUGUUAGAAUCUCACCACAGACAACUGUAACAUUGUAGCAACUGCAACUACUUACUACUCUAAACCUAACCUUAACCCCUAACCCCUAGCUUAGCUAACGCUAGCCACCUAGCUAACUUCAGCCACGAGAAAUUGGGAUUCAUGACAUAUCAUACAUUUUGCAAAUCUGUAACAUAUUGUACAAAUUGCAAAUCCUGUAACAUAUCAUAGAAAUGGUCAUUCUUAACAUAUCAUAUGAAAUGGAUGACGGACAUCCACAAAUGAACACAUACCAUACAGUUUAAUGGGGUGUUCCCAUUAAACUGAGUGGUUGCGGAUAAAAGGCUGUGGGUGAUGACGUAGUGCACAUAAAAAGAUCUUUCAAUUCCCAUGUAUCGCAUUUUCCCCUCUACUGUUGGUUUUGGUCUGUUAAAAAGUUGUGGCCACUCUAGUCAUGGCACGUGCGCUCCAGCCAUUAAAGGUUGGAUCAAAACCUGGUUAGUGAGUCACUCAAUCUAUGAAAGGCCCAACAUCAUGUACAAUCUGUCAUGCUUCAUUGAAACCAAACAUUUGUGAUAACUCUCAAUAAACCGUAUCACCAGCACUGUUUAAAAAAUAACUCAAUGUCUUUUUGGAGGCCCGUCAGAAGAGUGACUCCGAAGGAGAGAGAGAGAGACGGGGGAACUUGCCAAGGCACAGAGCAGGGGGACGUUGCCAUUCUUCUUAUUUCCAAAACAAACAGGAGAUGUGAACAUUGUGAACCAGAUGGGUUUAAUGUAUCUGGUAUUUGCACAAGAUCAGGCCUGGAUGUACCCUGGCUCUGUUAAGUUCUGCAACCCUCUAUGUCAUGUGUUUCCACUGUUUUUCAAUAGUAAUUUGCCAAUCUUAGAUAAUAUUAAAAUAUUAGCCAUUUCUGAGACUCACUUAAACAGUACCUUUGAUGAUACAGCAGUAGGAAUACAAGGAUAUAACAUCUAUAGAAAAUACAGGAAUGUCUAUGGGGGAGGUGUUGCUAAAUACAGUACCAGUCAAAAGAUUGGACACACCUACUCAUACAAUGUUUUUUCUUUAUUUUUACUAUUUUCUACAUUGUAGAAUAAUAGGGAAGACAUCAAAACUAUGAAAUAACACAUGAAAUCAUGUAGUAACCGAAAAAAAAAGUGUUAAACAAAUCUAAAUAUAUUUGAUGUUUUAGAUUCUUCAAAGUAGCCACCCAUUGGUGGGGCUAUCAUUUGUUUUUCAAUUGGACAAUGACCCAACACACCUCCAGGCUGUGUAAGGGCUAUUUGCCCAUGAAGGAGCGUGAUGGAGUGCUGCAUCAGAUGACCUGGCCUCCGCACCCAACCUCAACCAAAUUGAGAUAGCUUGGGAUGAGUUGGACUGCAGAGUGAAGGAAAAGCAGCCAACAAGUGUUAAGCACAGUCUUCUAACAAGACUGUUAGAAAAGCAUUCCAGCUGAAGCUGGUUGAGAGAAUGUCAAGAGUGUUCAAAGUUGUCAUCAAUUCAGAGCCAUAUUCCUGUAAAGAUCAGAGAGGAUCUCAUGACAAAUGAAGUAGAAGUGCCUGCCUCACCUGCCUCAUCUGAAGCCUCUUCUUUUAGUGUGCUGCUAUAGGCCACCAAGUGAAAACUGUCGGUAUCUGGAGAAUAUAUAUGUGAUGUUUGAUAAGGUCUCUGAUGCUAACAGAUACAUUUAUUUUCUUGGUGACCUUUUUUAUUUUUAAAUGUUUCGCCUUUAUUUAACCAGGUAGUCCAAUUGAGAACAAGUUCUUAUUUACAACUGCGACCAGGCCAAGAUAAAGCAAUGCGACAAAAACAACAACACAGAGUGACACAUGAACAAACGUACAGUCAAUAACACAAAAAAAAAGAAAAAUUGAAAAAUCUAUGUACAGUGUGUGCAAAUGUAGAAGAGUAGGAAGGUAGGCAAUAAAUAGGCCACAGAGGCUAAAAUAAUUACAAUAUAGCAAUAAUACUGGAGUGAUAGAUGUGCAGAUGAUGAUGUGCAAGUAGAGAUACUGGGGUGCAAGAGGGUAAGUAAUAAUAUGGGGAUGAGGUAGUUGGGUGUGCUAUUUACAGAUUGGCUGUGUACAGAUGCAGUGAUCGGUAAGCUGCUCAGACAGCUGAUGCUUAAAUUUAGAGAGGGAAAUAUAAGACUCCAGCUUCAGAGCUUUUUGCAAUUCGUUCCAGUCAUUGGCAGCAGAGAACUAGAAGGAAAGGCAGCCAAAGGAGUGUUGGCUUUGGGGAUUGACCAGUGCAAUGUACCUGCUGGAGCGCGUGCUAUGGGUGGGUGUUGCUAUGGUGACCAGUGAGCUGAGAUAAGGCGGGGCUUUACCUAGCAAAGAUGUAUAGAUGACCUGGAGCCAGUGGGUUUGGCAAUGGAUAUGUAGUGAGGGAUCUUGCAACUUCUCGGUUCAUGGUCCAACACUAACCACUAGGCUACCCUGCCGCCCAAUUAAGCUCCAUCAUUCAUUGAAGUUGAUGGGUCGUUUAUAACAAAAUCUUUUGAUAUAACCAAUCAUUUCAAUGACUAUUUCGUAGGUUCAGUGGACAAACUGAGCAGUGAAAUCACAACAUCGAACAGUGAACCAUCAUAUUUGUGUAUUUAAGAUCUAAUAAUGAAAGACAAGGAUUGCCCUUUUGAAUUUGGUCAAGUUGGUCUGGAAGGUUGUUAUCCAUCAAUAAUGUUCCCAUUCUCAAACUAUUGAGAAUGGUAGCAGACUGUAUUGCCACCUCUAUUUGCCAUGUCUUUAACCAAAGCCUAAAGGAGUGUGUGUGUGUCCACAGGCGUGGAAGGAAACUAAAGUAAUUCCACUACCUAAAAAUAGCAAAGCACUCAUUGCUGGCCCUAACAGCCUCCCAAUCAGUUUGCUGUUGGUUCUUAGUAAACUGAUGUAGAGAAUGUUUGAACAAAUACAAUGCUAUUUUUAUAGGACAAGUUAACUACCGACUUUCAGCAUGUAUGUAGGGAAGGGUACUCAACUUGUACUGCACUGACUCAGAUGACUUAUGAUUGGCUGAAAUAAAUGGAUAAUAAGGUUAUAGUUGGAGCUGUAUUGAUAGAUUUCAGUGCAGCCUUUGAAGUUAUUGAUCAUAGUUUGUUAUUGAAAAACUCACUUGUUUUGGCUUUAUAUCACCUGCCAUCACAUAGUUGGAGUGUUACUUAUCCAAUAGAACUCAGAGAGUAUUCUUCAAUUGAAGCUUCUCUAACAAUAGAUAUGUGGGUGCGGUAUCCAUCAAGGCAAUUGCCUUGGGCCGUUACUCUUCUCUAUUAUUACAAAUUAUUUACCACUUGUCUUACAAGAAGCUAAAAUGACUAUAUAUGCUGAUGAAUGCACACUCUACACAUCAGCACCUACAGCCAGUGAGCUCACUGAGAAUCUUAGCAAGGAGUUGGGUAAGUAAUGGGUAAAUAACAGUAAACUGAUCUUAAAAACCUAUUAUUGUAUUUGGUUCAAAGCAUUCUCUUAGACCUAAAUCUACAACAGGUUAAAGAAGCUGAACUCCUAGGAGUAACAUUGGAUGGUCAGUUAUCAAGUCAUAUUGACAAGUUGUUGUAAAGAUUGGGACAGGUAUUUGUGUUAUAAAAAUAUGUUCUGUGUGCAGCAAAGAAACAGCAAAGAAAGACCUAGCAAAACUGCAACUGGAUCAUAACAAAGGGCUUUGCCCUUACCUGCACACACAGAACUAACAUCAACAACAUGCAUGAUAGUCUUUCACGGUUGAGGGUUGAGGAGAAAUUGAUUACUUGUCUUCCAGUCCUUUUAAGAAAAAUGUGUGUGUUGAAAACACUUGUACAAUCUAUUUGCAUACACUUCAAACAGACAUACAUACCCCACCAGACACGCCUCUGUGGGUUUCGUCACGGUACCCAAACCAGAAACAGAUUUAAUGAGUCGCUUAGUUAAUUAAGUAUAGAGCCAUGUCAUCGUUGAAUGCUCUGCCACAAGAGGUUUAAAAAAUUUAAAAAAUGUAUCACUGUGCCCCUCCUCUUUUAAAGAUCUAAUUUAACUGUACUGUAUAUAAGAAUAUGAAUAUGUAUAUAUGAAUUGUGUGUAAAUAGUAUUUUUCUUGCCUCUUGGUAUCUUUCCUAUAACUCUUAUUUAAUUUAGAUGAUUCAUUUCAUGUAAUAUCUUAUGUUGUUCUUGUCUAUUACUGUUCUGUACUUUGCCAUGUAUGUGUAUGUUUUCUGUGGACCCCAGGAAGAGUACUGUAGCUGCUGCAUGUGCAGUAGCUAAUGGGGAUGGGUAGCUAAUGGGGAUCCUAAUCAAAUAAAACUCUCCUAACAAGGCCUUCAUGAACUCUUUAUAAAGCGUAUAUAGAUGAUGCAGAAAUUGU
This is a messenger RNA of Oncorhynchus kisutch (coho salmon), 6403 nucleotides long. It is a transcript of the gene aire, whose product is annotated as autoimmune regulator. The record is from RefSeq and is a predicted model, not a curated record. Gene Ontology annotation, cellular component: nucleus. Bases 181 to 1614 code for a protein of 477 amino acids. Gene Ontology annotation, molecular function: DNA binding; DNA-binding transcription factor activity, RNA polymerase II-specific. Lineage: Eukaryota; Metazoa; Chordata; Actinopteri; Salmoniformes; Salmonidae. Gene Ontology annotation, biological process: regulation of transcription by RNA polymerase II. The transcript has 12 exons.